AUGUACAUUAUCUCCAAAAAACGUUCAACUAAGUAUUCUCUAAACAAAAGAAAAUUUGAAAAAACCGAGACAGCUUCGUCCGUACUUAUGAAAUAUUUGGUAGAAAGUGAUAAGCAAGAAACAAAAGCGACUGCCAAUGAUCAUCCAAUAGAUAUAUUUUUCAAUAGUCUAGCCGCUACUAUAAAAACAUUUUCACUCGAGUACCAGCAUAUGGCAAAGUCAAAACUUUUUAGUGUUGUAUCCCACCUAGAGUGGACACAUUUAUAAAGUAAGAAUACAAAUUACCAAUUCAUUUUCCAGCUCCAGACAACAGGUCAAAUACACACCCAAUACCAUUUUUUCAAACUCAAAACAUCCAACAACCAGUCCAUCCACAACAACAAAUGUAUGAAAUUCCACAUCCGUCAAACUCAUCUACUCCAAAUGAUUCAUUUAUGUCUGGUCAAACUCAAACAUCAUCACCUGUAAGUUCCAGAAGGUCAUCUGCACAAUCUUAUUUAGAAAAUUUUCAGCCAAAUAACUUUUAA
This is a messenger RNA of Cinara cedri, 527 nucleotides long. The record is from the annotation of a GenBank genome assembly. NCBI's taxonomy places the organism in Eukaryota, Metazoa, Arthropoda, Insecta, Hemiptera, Aphididae.